This is a messenger RNA of Lemur catta (Ring-tailed lemur), 1813 nucleotides long. RefSeq names its product C-X-C motif chemokine receptor 5 (gene CXCR5). Gene Ontology annotation, cellular component: membrane. The record is from RefSeq and is a predicted model, not a curated record. Gene Ontology annotation, molecular function: C-X-C chemokine receptor activity. Gene Ontology annotation, biological process: B cell activation; lymph node development; immune response. NCBI's taxonomy places the organism in Eukaryota, Metazoa, Chordata, Mammalia, Primates, Lemuridae. Bases 183 to 1301 code for a protein of 372 amino acids. The transcript is spliced from 2 exons.
AAAAAAAAAAGUGAUGAGUUGAGAGGUAGGCAGCGGGCCCUACGCAGCCCCAGGAGACAGUGCGCAGCUCAUUUGCUUAAAUUUGCAGCUGACGCUGGCUGGCUGGCAGCUACCUCUCUAGAGGCACCUGGCGGAGAGUCUCUCGACAUCAGUGACCAGUCUGGUGACUCACAGCCACAGCCAUGAACUACGCCCUAACCCUGGACAUGGACCUCAUGAACCUGGAGGACCUGUACAGGGAACUGGGCAGCUACAACGACAGCACGGAUGCCCCCCUGGUGGAAAAUCACCUCUGCUCCACCGUGGAGGGGCCCGUAAUGACCACCUUCAAGGCCGUGUUCAUGCCCGUGGCCUACAGCCUCAUCUUCCUCCUGGGUCUGAUGGGCAACAUCCUGGUGCUGGUGAUCCUGGAGCGGCACCGGCAGACGCGCAGCUCCACUGAGACCUUCCUGUUCCACCUGGCCGUGGCCGACCUCCUGCUGGUCUUUAUCCUGCCCUUUGCGGUGGCCGAGGGCUCUGUGGGCUGGGUCCUGGGGACCUUCCUCUGCAAAACUGUGUUUGCUCUGCACAAGGUCAACUUCUAUUGCAGCAGCCUACUCCUGGCCUGCAUCGCUGUGGACCGCUACCUGGCCAUCGUCCAUGCCGUCCACGCCUACCGCCACCGCCGCCUCCUCUCCAUCCACAUCACCUGUGCGACCAUCUGGGUGGCGGGCUUCAUCUUCGCCUUGCCAGAGAUUCUCUUCGCCAAGGUCAGCCAGCCCCAUCACAAUGACUCCCUGCCGCGCUGCACCUUCUCCCAAGAGAGCCAAGCCGAAACCAAUGCCUGGUUCAUCUCCCGCUUCCUGUACCACGUCGGGGGGUUCCUGCUGCCAAUGCUGGUGAUGGGCUGGUGCUAUGUGGGGGUAGUUCACAGGCUGCGCCAGGCCCAGCGGCGCCCGCAGCGGCAGAAGGCGGUUAGAGUGGCCAUCCUGGUGACGAGCAUCUUCUUUCUCUGCUGGUCACCCUACCACAUCGUCAUCUUCCUGGACACCCUGGCGAGGCUGAAGGCCGUGGGCAACAGCUGUGAGCUGAACGGCUCUCUCCCUGUGGCCAUCACCACGUGUGAGUUCCUGGGCCUGGCCCACUGCUGCCUCAACCCCAUGCUCUACACUUUUGCCGGCGUGAAGUUCCGCAGCGACCUGUCUCGGCUUCUGACCAAGCUGGGCUGUGCGGGCCCUGCCUCCCUGUGCCAGCUCUUCCCCAGCUGGCGCAAGAGCAGUCUCUCUGAGUCAGAGAAUGCCACCUCCCUCACCACCUUCUAGGUCCCAGUGCCCGCUUUGUUCUGCUUUCCUUGGGGCACACAGUGAUGCCGGAAGCCCUUCCAACAGGAGCUGGGAUCCUAAGAGCUCACCUUGGCCAGCGUCCUCAGAUGGACCAACUCCUCUUUCUAGGACAUCCCCGCCAGCUCUUCUGCCAGCCCUGGGGCUAGGCUGGAGCCUAGAAAGGGGAAAGCAGCCCAACGGCAAAGCAAAGGAUAUCUACACCCACCUGCAUCUCCUUGGACUGAGAGGGCCCCACACACCUCUCAUCCGAACCAUCCAGAGCUCAAGAAACAACGUUUACUUCUGCCCUUGCCUAAAGGGAAAGUUGGUCCAUUCCAGAAUGCACUCCAUCAUCUUAAGGGCCGCUAACCUUCAUAGCUGCCUGUCUCUCCUACGCCACCUGCCAAACAAAGACAGGAGAAGCUGAGCACCAGGGGAUGACUGGAAGUUAAGGCUGAGGGCCAGGCAUGGUGGCUCACGCCUGUAAUCCUAGCACUCUGGGAGGCCGAGGA